GGGUAAGUCUCGCUUUUCGAGAAAAAUACGACAACUCCUGAAAAGUGCUUGUGCAAAAGUGUAGCAAUGACUUGAAGUGGAAAGGAAGUCAACCGACUGUGGGAUAGCAACUAAGACGAUAGGGAUCGAUUUUGCCAAAUCCUAGAUUCACCGAAGCAUGGUUUGUCAAAAAUCUGCUAUUUUAAGAAGACUUGGGCGCUUGUUAUAUAAUUGAGAAGAGAGGCACCCGCACAUGAGAAAGGGAUGAAUGUUGGUAAUAUUCGCGGGUUUUACUGAAUUUAAAUAAUAGAUGAAGCAGCAGAUGAGUUAAGUUAACAAAUUCGCAAUGUUAAUACGAAACAUGUGUACAUACCCAGUGGGCACGUUCAAGAACAUCUUUAAAACGGCUUAAAAAUGUCCUAAGACAGUCCAUAUAACAUUCCAUAAAGAUACAAUGUUUCAGCGACGUUUUAUAGACGUAGUUCGAACAUCAAACGUUUUUAGAACGUUAUUUGAUCUGACUUAGGACAGUUUUGAAAACGUUCAAAUAACGUCUUUUGACUUGCAAGUCCUAAAAACGUUUUUAGGACGUUCGAAUUACGUUCUAAAAUUGUGUGCCCACUGGGUAUGUGACGUGCGCCGAAGAAAGGGGACUUACUCUAAAAAGUAAGAGUAUUCAGGGCGAGAGGUCGAAGUUGACCCGACAGACGCGACUUUUAGGAGAGAGGGAAGAGUCACGAAAUCUUACCUCUCCUCUUGUCACUAAAUUCUCACGGAAAGAGAUAGGUCAUAGACGCGGCUCACGGACGGGGUAUAGGUGAGACGCGGAGAUGCAGUCUUACAGGAGGAUUUGAAAAAUUAUAUGCGAGUAGAAUUGUAUCUAACCGCAAACAUUUUGCUAAAGAAGGGAACGUUACCGCACAUUUUCAAGGGUCAGCCAAAUCGUAAGCGCGCUUCCUCAAAACCAACAAGAGCAGGAGUUUUAAAAUUUCGAAAAUUUCGAGUCUUAGCAGAAGUUGAACAGCAGCACCAAGCGCAAACAGCAAUUCAAAUCGAAGAAGAAUGUCAAGAACGAACAAACACUGAAGAUUUUGAGGAGGUAAAUACUCGCGAAAAUUGAAAAACAUCUAAAUAUUAUAAUUGGAAUAGAGUAUACAAUUUCAAACAGGGAAGAAGACCUUCACAGUAUUCAAAUUAAUAAAGAUCCUGAAGAAAUAGGAUUAAAAGUCAUAAUAGUGGAUCGUGGAACUCAAACUCUACAAGUUACAAAGCCACAUUUUCGUAGUAGAGCUGUUUCAUGUCGACCGAAAACCGAUGAUGUUCGUUGUUUGCCUAUAAAACAAACUAACAAUUAUUUGGUUCACCAAAUGAAAGCAAAUUUGCUGUAAAUAAAAAUGAGUCUCGUUUGAACUAAUACAUGCAUUCGAGUAGAAUGAGGGUUGCUUCUGAAUGUUCUGAAAAAAGUUUCGACGACUCUGCUGAUAGCCAAUUAUUACCGAAAUCAAAACUAAUGAUUCUUUCCAAAGACUGGGCAUCGAAUUCUGCUCGUUAUAGUCACGUUCAAUCUCUUAUUAAUUGUUUUGAGAUUGCCAUUCGGAAACCAGAUAGUCUUACAAAUUUCAUCUCAGAAGGCUUUGGAGGAAAAGCUUCGGAUGUAGCGAUAGUUGAACAUUUUAAUUAUCUAACAACUCUGCCGAGGAAUGCUGCCGUUAUGGCUGAUCGAGGUUUUAAGUUUCUUGAUCAACUUUCUUUGCACAAAAUUGUACUCUCAUUCGUCCUCCUAGUGGCACUGCUAAGAAAGCUAACAAAAGAACAAGUUACUGAAACUAGAAGAAUUGCGAGUUUAAGGAUUCACAUCGAGCGAGUUAUUGAAAGGUUCAGAUACUUCGUAACGUUUAAACCUCGUGCGCGCAUCCCAAUUGAAGGUCUAGACCUUCUUGACUAUGCUAAAAAUAGCAUGUGGCCUGCUAAGUCUACAUUCAUGUAUAUUAAGAUAGUAAAGUUUUUAAGCAAGUUAUUACGUACUAUGCUAAAUAAAUUUAGUUCAGAUUUUUGACCCCUUAAUGUUAUGCAAUUUUUCGUUCGUAUUUUAUCUGUAUUUAUAAACAAAAAACUUUGCAAUG
This is a messenger RNA of Belonocnema kinseyi, 2102 nucleotides long. RefSeq lists its product as uncharacterized. Lineage: Eukaryota; Metazoa; Arthropoda; Insecta; Hymenoptera; Cynipidae. The transcript has 2 exons. The coding region runs from base 1397 to 2035 and encodes 212 amino acids. The record is from RefSeq and is a predicted model, not a curated record.